AUGAAAGUUUAUUUAGGGAAAGAUAAAGACGAAAGAUUUGAAGGUCGAAGCGCAUCGGAAUCUGUUGUUCUACAUUUAGCAAAACAUGUGAAAGGGAAAGGGCAUUCCCUCUUUAUGGAUAAUUUCUUUUCUACUCUGCGACUUUUUCUAGAACUAAGAAAUAAUUAUAAGAUAAAUUGCUGCGGAACAGUGCAGAUCCGACAAAAAGAUUUACCUAAGGAUUUGACGGCCAGAAAAGCAGGUGAUUUGGAUAUGAAAUAUUCAAAUGGCCUCACUGUUGCGUGCUGGAAAGAUAAAAGAGAAGUUUAUGUUUUAAGCUCUAUGCAUGAACGAGACAGUGAACUCCUUCCAGUUAUGAAUAAUUGCGAAAGAACUUCAAAACCUGCACUCAUUCAUGAUUAUAACAAAAAUAUGGGAUAUGUCGACCUCAGCGACAGAAUGGCCAAUUCCUACGGAUUUUCGCGAAAGUCUCAAAAAUGGACAAAAAAACUUUUUUCCAUUUCUUGA
Molecule: messenger RNA, 507 nt
Organism: Stegodyphus dumicola
Lineage: Eukaryota; Metazoa; Arthropoda; Arachnida; Araneae; Eresidae
Product: piggyBac transposable element-derived protein 4-like
Source: RefSeq, a predicted model, not a curated record